UUCCAUCAAGUUCCAUCAUCAGUGUCACUGUCAAUCCAAAAAACAAAUUUUUAAAAGGCAAAUUGUAAUUUUGUGAAAAACAAAAAAAAAUGAAAUAAAAUUUCUCUAAUCACCUAUCUAACCAUUUAUGUUGAGCCAAGCAAUUCAGUGCAGGACAUUAAAGAAACCUUCACUAAAAUUUGUUAACUAGGCAAGUUCUAGCGUUUUACUAGCCUCAUAGCGCUAUACUCAUUUAACUCGUGUUUAUGUAAUACAUUUUAUCAUCAAUAUCUCGUUUAAUCUGAACCAAAUAAUGACGAGUAGAUACAGAUUGCUGAGGAGCACAUUUUGUAGGGUAUCUGGUAGUUUUCGAUCAAUCCAUAAUGCAUCAGUUAAAGUCUACAACAUUCGUAAAUCUACAAAACCAUGUGUACUAGCUUUUUCCUUAUUCACUUGGCUCGGAUUUGAAAAGAAAUUGACUGCUGAGGAUGAACUUGUACACACCAUAAAACAUUGCAUCUUGUUUAUUCAAAGAAAUGAAUAUGAGAAAGCUGAACAGUUACUUCAUGUAGCGUUGAGACAGGCUCAACAAAUUCGUCACGAACUUGGUAUAACUUAUGUUUAUGACGUAAUGGCGAAUUUGGCACUUCAGAGGGAAGAAUUAGAUAAGGCUAAACAAUUAUUUAUUGCUGUUACACAAAGAAUUAUGGCAGAUGGUGCACAAGAAGAUGAUCCGAGAGUCAUUCAUCUCAGCGUGAAAUUAGCAAGAGUUAGCCAUCUGAAGAAAGAUUAUUCUACAGCACAAUUGGGUUAUGACUGGUGUAUAGAGAAAUUAAAUAGGUUAUUGGAGACAGACCCAUCAGAUGCAACACAAAAACUUCUAGCAAUGGCUGAAGAUUGGUAUGGCAGACUGUUUGUAGACCUCAACAAAUGUGAAGAAGGCCUGAAGCUCAUGAAGAGUUCCCUGAAUAGGAUGAGACUAGUGCCAGAUAUGGAUAAAGAAGAAAUUGUGUAUCAAUUAAAUGACAUUGGUACAGUAUGUGAUAGCCUUGGACUUUCCGAUGACAGUAUAACGUAUUUCAAGGAAGCCAUUGAAUUAGCAAAGUCCGCAAAGAUUGAAGAUGUAGGCACUAUGUAUGUUAAUUUAGGAAGGGCCUACAUCAAUACACAACUAUUAGAUGCAGCAAGAAAAUCAUGUGGGUAUGCUUGGAAGUUGGGAGUUAUGUCAAAAAAUCAAGAUGUAAAGCAAGAAGCGGAACUAUGUAUCAAACAAAUAAAUAACCUAGUGUAGAUAACUUUUUAUUUAAGAAAAAUAGUGUUGGCAUGUUUCACUUACAUUAACAUUUUAUAGAAAUAAUAAUGUGAACUAAAUUAAUAAAAUCUCAUGUCCCCCCUGUGACAAAAAAUUGUGGCACAAAAGUAAUACAAUAGUUUUUUUAUUAUUAAUAAAUUCAUUGCAAAAUGAACUGGUUGCUAGUUACAUACAAAUGUUAUACCUAUUUUUAUUAAUAAAUAUAUUUAUUUUA
This is a messenger RNA of Spodoptera frugiperda (fall armyworm), 1505 nucleotides long. RefSeq names its product tetratricopeptide repeat protein 19 homolog, mitochondrial (gene Ttc19). The record is from RefSeq and is a predicted model, not a curated record. Lineage: Eukaryota; Metazoa; Arthropoda; Insecta; Lepidoptera; Noctuidae. The transcript has a single exon. The coding region runs from base 293 to 1270 and encodes 325 amino acids. Gene Ontology annotation, biological process: mitochondrial respiratory chain complex III assembly. Gene Ontology annotation, molecular function: protein binding. Gene Ontology annotation, cellular component: mitochondrial inner membrane.